Conger conger (European conger) is the source of this 3591-nucleotide messenger RNA. RefSeq names its product collagen alpha-1(XII) chain-like. The transcript is spliced from 24 exons. The coding region runs from base 1 to 3387 and encodes 1128 amino acids. Gene Ontology annotation, molecular function: protein binding. The record is from RefSeq and is a predicted model, not a curated record. Lineage: Eukaryota; Metazoa; Chordata; Actinopteri; Anguilliformes; Congridae. Gene Ontology annotation, biological process: endodermal cell differentiation.
AUGUGCGAGGGUAAAAAAGUGACGUUUGACCCCAGCGAGAACGAUGUAGACCUUGGCGAGCUGCUCGUUGGACCAUAUGACAACACAGUGGUUCUGGAAGAGCUCAGAGCUGGCACAAAGCUCUCUGUGAAUGUGUUUGGAAUGCCACUGGCUGGAGAGGAGAAGACCACCCUCUCUGACGCACCUGAGCCCCCACCCAUCAAUCUGCCAGAGAUCAAAUGUAAGACCAGUGCCAAAGCAGACAUUAUUCUGCUAGUGGAUGGCUCAUGGAGCAUCGGGCGUCAGAACUUCCAGACCAUCCGUGCGUUCAUUGGUCGCAUGGUGGGCGUCUUCAAUAUUGGCCCGAACCUGGUUCAGAUCGGCUUGGCUCAGUACAGCGGUGACCCCAAGACCGAAUGGCAUCUGAAUGCUUACAAAACCCGUAAGGAAUUGUUGGAUGCUGUGGCCAACCUGCCAUAUAAAGGAGGCAACACAAUGACAGGCCUUGCUUUGAACUACAUCCUCCAGAACAACUUCAGACCCAAUGUGGGACUGCGACCUGACUCUAAAAAGAUUGGUGUGCUUAUCACUGAUGGCAAAUCUCAAGACGAAAUUAUCAAAAACUCUGAAAACCUGCGGAAGGAGGGAAUUGAGCUGUAUGCAGUCGGUGUCAAAAAUGCGGAUGAAGAUGAAUUGAGGUCCAUUGCCUCAGACCCUGAUGAUAUCCACAUGUACAAUGUGGAAGACUUUUCCUUCCUGCAGGACAUUGUGGACGGACUCACCGACAACCUGUGUAACAGUGUCAAAGGUUCAGGUGGCCCGGAGCCACCCACCAACUUGGAGACCUCUGAGGUGACCCACCGCUCCUUCCGCGCCACCUGGACUGCACCAGCAGGGUCCGUGGAGAAGUACCGGCUGGAGUACAUGAUCGCGGUCGGGGGGCCUACUCAUGAGAUGUCUGUCAAUGGAACAGUGACCACUGCGGUCCUCAAUAACCUGAAUCCUCUGACCGAGUACAUUGUCAAAGUUUUCGCCGUCUCUGGGAAUGUGAGCAGUGAGCCAUUGAAAGGCACAGAAACCACCCAAAUCAAAUGUAAGACCAGUGCCAAAGCAGACAUUAUCCUGCUAGUGGAUGGCUCGUCGAGCAUCGGGCGUCUGAACUUCCAGACCAUCCGCGCGUUCAUUGGUCACAUGGUGGGCGUCUUCAAUAUUGGCCCGAACCUGGUUCAGAUCGGCUUGGCUCAGUACAGCGGUGACCCCAAGACCGAGUGGCACCUGAAUGCUUACAAAACCCGUAAGGAAUUGUUGGAUGCUGUGGCCAACCUGCCAUAUAAAGGAGGCAACACAAUGACAGGCCUUGCUUUGAACUACAUCCUUCAGAACAACUUCAGACCCAAUGUGGGACUGCGACCUGACUCUAAAAAGAUUGGUGUGCUUAUCACUGAUGGCAAAUCUCAAGACAGAAUUAUCAAAAACUCUGAAAACCUGCGGAAGGAGGGAAUUGAGCUGUAUGCAGUCGGUGUCAAAAAUGCGGAUGAAGAUGAAUUGAGGUCCAUUGCCUCAGACCCUGAUGAUAUCCACAUGUACAAUGUGGAAGACUUUUCCUUCCUGCAGGACAUUGUGGACGGACUCACCGACAACCUGUGUAACAGUGUCAAAGGUUCAGAGAUCAAAUGUAAGACCAGUGCCAAAGCAGACAUUAUCCUGCUAGUUGAUGGCUCAUGGAGCAUCGGGCGUCAGAACUUCCAGACCAUCCGCGCGUUCAUUGGUCGCAUGGUGGGCGUCUUCAAUAUUGGCCCGAACCUGGUUCAGAUCGGCUUGGCUCAGUACAGCGGUGACCCCAAGACCGAGUGGCACCUGAAUGCUUACAAAAGCUGUAAGGAAUUGUUGGAUGCUGUGGCCAACCUGCCAUAUAAAGGAGGCAACACAAUGACAGGCCUUGCUUUGAACUACAUCCUCCAGAACAACUUCAGACCCAAUGUGGGACUGCGACCUGACUCUAAAAAGAUUGGUGUGCUUAUCACUGAUGGCAAAUCUCAAGACGAAAUUAUCAAAAACUCUGAAAACCUGCGGAAGGAGGGAAUUGAGCUGUAUGCAGUCGGUGUCAAACAUGCGGAUGAAGAUGAAUUGAGGUCCAUUGCCUCAGACCCUGAUGAUAUCCACAUGUACAAUGUGGAAGACUUUUCCUUCCUGCAGAACAUUGUGGACGGACUCACCGACAACCUGUGUAACAGUGUCAAAGGUUCAGAGAUCAAAUGUAAGACCAGUGCCAAAGCAGACAUUAUCCUGCUCGUGGAUGGCUCGUGGAGCAUCGGGCGUCAGAACUUCCAGACCAUCCGCACGUUCAUUGGUCGCAUGGUGGGCGUCUUCAAUAUUGGCCCGAACCUGGUUCAAAUCGGCUUGGCUCAGUACAGCGGUGACCCCAAGACCGAGUGGCACCUGAAUGCUUACAAAACCCGUAAGGAAUUGUUGGAUGCUGUGGCCAACCUGCCAUAUAAAGGAGGCAACACAAUGACAGGCCUUGCUUUGAACUACAUCCUCCAGAACAACUUCAGACCCAAUGUGGGACUGCGACCUGACUCUAAAAAGAUUGGUGUGCUUAUCACUGAUGGCAAAUCUCAAGACGAAAUUAUCAAAAACUCUGAAAACCUGCGGAAUGAGGGAAUUGAGCUGUAUGCAAUCGGUGUCAAAAAUGCGGAUGAAGAUGAAUUGAGGUCCAUUGCCUCAGACCCUGAUGAUAUCCACAUGUACAAUGUGGAAGACUUUUCCUUCCUGCAGGACAUUGUUGACGGACUCACCGGCAACCUGUGUAACAGUGUCAAAAGUUCAGAUGGCCCGGAGCCACCCACCAACUUGGAGACCUCAGAGAUGACCCACCGCUCCUUCCGCGCCACCUGGACUGCACCAGCAGGGUCCGUGGAGACGUACCGGCUGGAGUACAUGAUCGCGGCCGGGGGGCCUACUCAUGAGAUGUCUGUCAAUGAAACAGUGACCACUGCGGUCCUCAAUAACCUGAAUCCUCUGACCGAGUACAUUGUCAAAGUUUUCGCCGUCUCUGGGGAUGUGAGCAGUGAGCCAUUGAAAGGCACAGAAACCACCUUGCCAGUCCCCAGUGCGAGGAACCUGAGGGUGUUUGAUGAAACCACCACCACCAUGAAGGUCAGAUGGGAUGCUGCUGCAGGGGCCACCGGCUACCAGCUGCUUUACCGUGCAGUCAACGCCACUGUUCCCUCAGAGGAGAAGGAGGUGCGAGUCGGGGGAGGAGUGACCGAGGUCCAGCUGGAACAUCUGUUCCCCAACACAUUGUACAGUCUCUCCCUCAUCGCCCUCCACGGAGAAGAGGCCAGCGACCCCACAGUCAUCAAUCAAAGCUGGACAAAAUUAAUGCCCGGUUUUAACACAGUGUAGUGCAACCCAAUCAAAGGAGUCGCUAUUGAUCCACAAAGCUCAAUGCAAUUUCCUGCAGCAUAUCACCCUUCAAUGCUCCCAGCACAAAGCUGGUAUUUGCGCAGUCAAGCUUCAAUUUACAUGUACUGCUUCUAAGGCAAUUCAGAUUUCUGUGAAGAAAGAAGACCAUUAUUUUUAAUGACUCUCACUAAAACUGUAAAUGUU